Rotaria sp. Silwood2 is the source of this 516-nucleotide messenger RNA. The record is from the annotation of a GenBank genome assembly. NCBI's taxonomy places the organism in Eukaryota, Metazoa, Rotifera, Eurotatoria, Philodinida, Philodinidae.
AUGCCUACACUCGUAUCAAUAGUUGGGGAUUUUAUUUGGCCGGUGAUGAAUCACAAUGUUGUCGGAUUAAGAGAAAAACAACCGCAAUUACAAAAAAUCUUCAAUAAUUUGGAAGUACUACUAUCUCAUCUAAAAUCGGAUUAUACAGCUCGACGAAAACGUGGUACAUCUCCACCACCACGACUCACUCCAUCUCAACAAUCGUCAAAAGCGUCUAACAAUACUCCGAACAAUGAAUCCGAUCAGUUUUUACCAAAGUCCGUCGCAGCAUCAAAUGGAAAAGGAUCAGGGACAACAGAUUUUGGAGCGUACUGCUUCAUUUCAGCACAACCAUCAGUAACAACUAAUAUGAAUGGAAGUGAAGAUACAACAAAAAUGUUGUUCUCGAUAAAUCAAAAUAUUCUAGAUAUGAAGGAUAAUACUCAUCGUAUGGAUGAAAAAUUAGAUCGUAUCAAUGACAAGAUUGAUCAAACAGCUUUCGAUACGGAACUACAUCAUGAAACACUGAUAAAAUGA